Molecule: messenger RNA, 483 nt
Organism: Anisakis simplex (herring worm)
Lineage: Eukaryota; Metazoa; Nematoda; Chromadorea; Rhabditida; Anisakidae
Source: the annotation of a GenBank genome assembly
GCCGAGCGAUUCUGUUUGGGUGCACUCGCAAACGUAAAUCGCAAUCCGGGUGUUAUCAAUGCGAGACGACAGAUUGGUAGAGGUGUGAAGAUAUUCCGUCGAGAUGAAGAUGUCUAUGCGGAAUGUUUGAGUGAAGCGCCAAUAUUUGUACAAAGUCCAAUUCAUGCACUGCAGUCGCACGAUCAUCCAUCAACAGUGUAUCGAUUGCCACCUGGUCACACAAUGCAGUUGUUCGACAACAAAUCAUUCGAGGCACUACUCGAACAGACCGCAACUCAAGGUUUCCAUGCUGUUUACUCACUACAGAGGAUGUGCCAUAUGCGUAUCAGUUUCGUGAAAGGCUGGGGUGAGCAAUAUAAACGACAAACGAUCACGUCGACACCGUGUUGGAUUGAGAUACAUCUGCCGAUUCCAUUGCAAAAACUCGAUCGAAUUCUUACAAAUAUCUCUGGUCCUACCGAACCUGUGCAUAGCUUCACAUGA